AAAAGCCCUGAGUCUUCUCAUUCGCGCAGAAAACAAAUACAUUAGAACGCCGUAGACCGUAGUUUUAGGUGUUCAAAUCUUAAACGCCUCGUUGAAACAAAUUCCGAUUCACAAACGAGGCGCUACGUACCUAAACCCAUUAAAACGGAAGCAGCACUAUUGGACGUUAGAUUUUAAAUUGGAUUAGAUUUAUAUUAGUAGAUCCAUCGCGACAAUUUCAGCGUAUGGACGGCAUAAUGAAUAGGCUACGCAAUUUGGACGCUUAUCCGAAAAUCAAUGAGGAUUUCUACAGCCGUACACUCUCCGGUGGCCUUAUCACUCUCGUUUCCUCCGUCGUCAUGUUUUUACUCUUCUUCUCCGAGCUCCGAUUGUAUCUCCAUGCUGUGACUGAAACAAAGCUUGUGGUAGAUACUUCAAGAGGAGAAACUCUACGUAUCAAUUUUGACGUCACUUUCCCUGCACUUCCAUGUUCUAUACUCAGUCUUGAUGCCAUGGACAUCAGUGGGGAGCAACACCUUGAUGUAAAACAUGACAUUUUCAAGAAACGAUUAGACAAUCACGGCAAUGUUAUUGAAGCAAGACAGGAGGGGAUUGGUGCUCCUAAGAUUGAGAAGCCUUUACAGAGACACGGUGGCCGGCUAGAACACAAUGAGACAUAUUGUGGUUCCUGUUUUGGUGCUGAAACAUCAGAUGAAGAAUGUUGUAAUUCCUGUGAGGAUGUUCGUGAAGCAUAUCGGAAGAAAGGUUGGGCAUUGUCAAAUCCGGAUCUGAUUGACCAGUGCAAAAGAGAAGGUUUUUUGCAAAGAGUUAAGGAAGAAGAAGGUGAAGGAUGUAAUAUAUAUGGGUUCUUGGAAGUCAACAAGGUGGCUGGGAAUUUUCAUUUUGCUCCUGGGAAAAGCUUUCUUCAAUCAGGUGUUCAUGUACAUGACAUACUGGCAUUUCAGAAGGAUAGUUUUAAUAUUAGUCACCAGAUCAAUAAAUUAGCUUUUGGAGAACACUUUCCUGGUGUUGUCAAUCCUCUUGAUGGUGUGCAUUGGACACAUGAAACACCAAAUGGGAUGUAUCAAUAUUUUAUCAAGGUUGUACCUACUGUGUACACUGAUGUACAUGGGAAUACUAUCCAGUCAAAUCAGUUCUCUGUAACUGAACAUUUCAGGAGUGCAGAAAUAGGUCGUCUUCAGACCCUUCCAGGAAUCUUCUUUUUCUAUGACCUUUCUCCAAUCAAGGUGACUUUUACAGAAGAACAUGUGUCAUUCUUGCACUUCCUCACUAAUGUUUGUGCUAUUGUUGGGGGUGUUUUCACUGUUUCGGGAAUCAUAGACUCAUUUAUAUAUCAUGGUCAAAAGGCAAUCAAGAAGAAGAUGGAAAUUGGUAAAUUCAGUUGAUCAUUGAGUUGGGCAUAUUGCAGUGCUGUGUUUGGUUUGUCCACCAUUGCUUGCGUUGUGGGAGAAAUUCCAAAUGAAGAAAAAGGAAACCCUGGAAUGGACUCUCCCUGACGGGUUGAUGGACUUUUUUCAGUUACAAGUAAAGUUGGCUGAAUUAGACUAAUUUCUUAUGUGAAAAAUUGCCUCUGCCACUGAGCUAUUCAUGUAUCUGUCAAAUACUGGGGGUUUCUCAUUUUUUGCUGGAAAACUUGCUUAAAACUUGUUAGCGGGUAUAGUAAUAUAACAAAAAGUCUUGUAAGGUUAUUAUGGAGUCCACCAUAUACAUUUUUUAAUCUGUCCCAACA
This is a messenger RNA of Pistacia vera, 1729 nucleotides long. Its product is annotated as endoplasmic reticulum-Golgi intermediate compartment protein 3-like. Gene Ontology annotation, cellular component: COPII-coated ER to Golgi transport vesicle; endoplasmic reticulum. NCBI's taxonomy places the organism in Eukaryota, Viridiplantae, Streptophyta, Magnoliopsida, Sapindales, Anacardiaceae. Bases 225 to 1385 code for a protein of 386 amino acids. The record is from RefSeq and is a predicted model, not a curated record. The transcript is spliced from 13 exons.